CAUAGUAAACCAAAAGAAUUUAAUAACUACUAAACUCAAGUAAUUAACCAUGCAUAGAAGAAACCAAUGCGAAAUGCGAAUAAUGUGAAAAGAAUAUUCGACGGCGUCCAAAAUCUCUUUUCACUACGCUUUCGUUUUUUGGAAGUCUUGAUAAAAAACAAACACAUUAAUUCCUGAAACUAGAGGAAACACGCUGGUUGUGAUGCCGUUUUUCUUUUCUGAAAGACUCCCUGUUCCUUCAUUGAAAUCAUAUUGUACUUUAAGUUUGGUUAUUUUCCUUCUAUCAGCAUUAUUUGCUAAAAAAAAAAUUCAUCAGCAUGAUGAAAUUGAUUCUAAUGUUUCCCAAUUUGACUCUAUAUAUGAUGUUUAUCUAAAUGAAUCUUUUUGCUUGUGGUCUUUAAUCAAUAUGGCGUAUUGCUGUUUAUUUCUUUUUGGCAAAGUGAUCCAAAAACUUGUGCUUGGUGAUUUGCGUGUCUCAGAAGAACAGCAUUUGCAAGAUAAGUUUUGGAACUACAUCUUUUACAAAGUCAUUUUUGUAUUUGGCGUUGUUAAUGCACAAUCCAUAAGUGAAGUUUUAUGUUGGGCUGCUUGGUUUUCCAUGUUAGGUUUCUGGCAUAUAUUUGGUCAACUUUGCAAAGAUCGAUAUAAAUAUCUGACUUCAUCUCCAUUUACUCCGCGCAGCAAGCAUGUCAAGUUAAUGGUACUUAUUUGUGUAAUUUGUUUGUCAAGCACUGUUAUGGGUGUAUGGGCUGUGUCAUAUGGUUAUCAAGAAAGUGUUAACAUCAUGUUAUUUAUGUUAGCUGAGUGUAUUUUGUUAGGAUUGAAGUCACUGCACCUCUUAACAAGAUACAUGUUUCAAAUUUUGGAAAUUCAAACAGGUAAUUUUGAUAAAAAGUCAAAAGUGGCCUAUUAUAUUGAUCUAAUAUCUGAAUGUUUGGUGUUAACAGUUGAUUUAUGUUACCAUGUACACAUGCUGGUUUGGUCGAAUGUCUUUCUUUCAAUGGCAAGCUUGGUGUUGUACUGGAAUAUAAGAAGUAUUGUUUCUGAAUUUAAAAAAUGUUUAAAGAUGCAUAGAUUGUAUCAAAAAGUUAUCAAGAGCGUUUCCACCAGGUUUCCACUUGCCACUCAAGAUGAGUUAAAUGAAGUAGCUGAUCACUGUGCAAUAUGUUGGGACAGCAUGGAGACAGCAAGAAAGUUACCAUGUGGACAUUUUUUUCACCAUUCUUGUUUAUGUUCGUGGUUACAACAAGAUGUAUCAUGCCCCACCUGCCGUAGGUCACUUACUAAGGAUAUGGGUUUACCUCCAAAUCUCUUGAAUGAAGAAGUACACACUGAUGAACUUCCUGAUGUUACAAUGGAUCGAAAUGAGAGUGUUAAUGGUUUCAGAAAUUUUUUCUUUUUUCUUGAUGGGAGACAAAUUGCAAAUUGGUUUCCAAGCUUUUCAAUUGAAGUUUUUCAUGGAAGAUUAGAGCAAGAUCAAAAUGAAAUGAAUAGACAGGUGGAACAACUUUUGCGGUUAUUUCCUCACAUAUCAAGAGAGGCUAUAGUAUCUGAUUUGCAGCAAACUGGAUCAGCUGAUGUAACAGCUGAUAAUAUUUUGGAAGGAAAUUUGACACCAAUGCUGCAAUCUAUUCAGUCACCUUCAUCAGAAGAAAAUGAAACAGAUGCCCAAAGUAAUGACCUACCAUUAGUCGCAGAUAAAAAAGAUACAUUGUUAGAAGGAGAAAAUUUAACAAGCGAUGGAGAUAAUCAACUUAUUGACGAAGAAGAGUAUAGUAAUCAGUUAAGAAGAAGGCUUCCGAUGAGGUCUUCAAGUUCCAUAAGAUCAGCAAGGAGAUGCUUGGUAAAAUCCAAUUCAAAUGAAAGCGCGUCAUCUUCUGAAUUGUUGAAAGAAAAAGAGGAGCGACGAAAUCUUCUGCUACAAGCAACAGAAAAGCGCAUUCAUCCAAUCAAUGAGUCAUAACGAAGAUGUUUUCUGAUUAUUUACAAUCCACUGCUGAUUUAUUUAAU
Molecule: messenger RNA, 2010 nt
Organism: Hydra vulgaris (swiftwater hydra)
Lineage: Eukaryota; Metazoa; Cnidaria; Hydrozoa; Anthoathecata; Hydridae
Product: E3 ubiquitin-protein ligase AMFR
Biological process (GO): ubiquitin-dependent protein catabolic process; protein K48-linked ubiquitination; endoplasmic reticulum unfolded protein response
Cellular component (GO): endoplasmic reticulum; ubiquitin ligase complex; cytosol
Molecular function (GO): ubiquitin binding; ubiquitin protein ligase activity
Source: RefSeq, a predicted model, not a curated record